AUGGCGGAGACGCUGGAGGGGGCGUCGCGGGCGGCGGGGCCAGAGGGCGCGCCGCCGCCGGCGCUUGCGGCGCUUGCGCGGCCCGAGCUGGCGGCGCUGAUGGUGGACGCCUCCCGCGUCGCCCUCGGCCGCCGCCUGGGCGCGGGCGCGCACGCGACCGUGUACGCGGCGGCGCUGCUGCCCGCCGAGGACGGCGCGCGGGGGGCGGCGGGGCGGGCGCGGCCGGGGGGGCGGCUGGUGGCGAAAUGCCUUGACAGGACGGGGCCGGGGCAUCUGGGGCAGGUGGCACGCGAGAUCGAGCUGCUGGCGCUCGCGGGGCGCCACCCCAACAUUCUGCAGCUGCACGGCUGGUUCUGGCGCCCGCCGCCGCCGGACGGCGCGGGCCCGGGCGCCGCGUCCGCCGGCCGCGACGGCGAUGGGUUGGGUGCCGCCGCCGGCGGCGGCGGCGGCGGCGCGGGGCGGGCGCCGGUGCUGUGCCUGCUGCUGGAGCGGUGCGAGGGCGGCACCCUCGGCGCCAUACUCAAGUCGCGUGCCGGCGCCGGCGACGCGGAGGCGCCGCCGCAGCCGUUCCCGGAGGACACCGUUAUGGGCUGGUUUGUGCAGCUGCUGCUGGCGCUGGACCGGCUGCACAGCAUCCACGUGUGCCACAGGGACAUCAAACCAGAGAACAUCCUGCUUUGCGGGGGCCACCGCAUCCUGAAGCUGGCGGACCUGGGGGUGUCGACGCUGCUGGACAGCGCCAACCCCCUGGCGGAGACAUGCAUGGGCACACCAGCCUACACUGCGCCCGAGGUCAUUGCGGGCCGCCCCUACUCCACCGCCGCCGACGUCUGGAGCGCCGGCUGCACCCUGGUCGAGAUGGCGGCGCGGCGCCCCGCCUUUGACGCGCGGGGGCUGCCGCAGGCCAUGCCCACGGCCCCGCCGACGAGCGCAGGGCCGGCAGCGGCGAGGCAGCCGCCGCGCCACUGA
Monoraphidium neglectum is the source of this 969-nucleotide messenger RNA. RefSeq names its product NIMA (never in mitosisa)-related kinase. Gene Ontology annotation, biological process: protein phosphorylation. Gene Ontology annotation, molecular function: protein kinase activity; ATP binding. The transcript has 6 exons. Bases 1 to 969 code for a protein of 322 amino acids. NCBI's taxonomy places the organism in Eukaryota, Viridiplantae, Chlorophyta, Chlorophyceae, Sphaeropleales, Selenastraceae. The record is from RefSeq and is a predicted model, not a curated record.